This is a messenger RNA of Caenorhabditis remanei, 333 nucleotides long. RefSeq lists its product as uncharacterized. Lineage: Eukaryota; Metazoa; Nematoda; Chromadorea; Rhabditida; Rhabditidae. The record is from RefSeq and is a predicted model, not a curated record. The transcript has a single exon. The coding region runs from base 1 to 333 and encodes 110 amino acids.
AUGAAGGAGAGCGAAGCCAGGAACGGUGACAAUGGUGACAAGCAUUGCAUCGAAUCAGAAAUAAAGGAGAUCCAGAAAUCGAUUGAGUCAUUUGAGAGAAUAGAUGAAACUGACCAUAUGGAAGUGUUUCGGUGGUUGUGCAGAACAUCAGAGUCGAGAGACGUCGUUAGAUGGGCUAGAUGGUGCUUAAAGACCAGUGGUUUGGAAUUAUUAGAGGGAGAAGAAAAGGUGGACCUUGAAGAAAAAGAAGAAGCCGGAGAAUUGAACGAAUCUAAUAAACAUGAUCAGGAUGAGGAUGAGCAACCAGAUGAAAAGCGACGACGGCUUGAAUAA